AUGCGUUAUAAGAAUGUCUGUUAUAAUUGCGUUAGGCGCAAGAUCAAGUGUGAUAAGCAUCAUCCCAGUUGUACACACUGCUCAGGAAUAGGACUUGAAUGCACGUACGACCGUACGGUCCGCAGAAAUUCUACUUCACGUAAAGCAAAAGACCGACGUCGAGGCGGUACUAAGGGCAAUAUAUGGUCAGAAUCUGAAGACGAUUGUGUCAUGGAGCUAAAACGGAAAAGACUGAACUGGGAAGAAAUCUCAAAGCACGUACCUGACCGGAGUACAAGUGCUUGUCGCCAGCGGUACCAAUAUCUUGUCCGGGAAAGAGGAGAAAAGGGCGCACCGUCAAGCGACAAAUGGUUACCGGAAGAGGAUACGCGUGUUCGUGAACUACGAGAUAAAGGCAUUAAGUGGGAAGAUAUCUCGAAGAUAUUACCUGGACGGAGCGCGACGGCCUGCCGCCUGCAUUACCAGAAUUAUCUCAUUAGACGAAAGGGCCGGGAUGAAGAACACAAGAACAAACUUGCCAUACGUUACGAAAGGCACAAACCACUGCGUGCUUCCUCGUCUCUGAAUACGGAUUUCGGUGAACCAGACCGGGCGUUGGCCCAAGUCCAGGACGGCCAGGUUCGAGGGGCGAGUACCGACAACCUGUCUCACGUCGAGCAGCUACAGCUGCGCCAGCGAGUCAACCUUGCGAUUUUCGGUUACCUCAUGCUUGAGAGUCAUCCGCACAUCCCAUCUGCCCUAGGCGAUUACAUCAAUGCCGAAGAAUACGCCUUGCAAGGCCUAUCCGGAAGGCUGGGAACCGAGUAG
Molecule: messenger RNA, 807 nt
Organism: Fusarium poae
Lineage: Eukaryota; Fungi; Ascomycota; Sordariomycetes; Hypocreales; Nectriaceae
Exons: 5
Coding region: 1-807 (268 amino acids)
Biological process (GO): regulation of DNA-templated transcription
Cellular component (GO): nucleus
Molecular function (GO): zinc ion binding; DNA-binding transcription factor activity, RNA polymerase II-specific; RNA polymerase II cis-regulatory region sequence-specific DNA binding
Source: RefSeq, a predicted model, not a curated record